GUACAGCCCACUUCUUGGAAGUCUACAGGUGACUACAGGAAUUCGACUCGUCUCUUGUCAACUAGACGGCCAUCUACAUCAUCUCACCAAUGGAAAGCGUUGGGUUCGUGCCAGAGCCCAGCUGCGGCCGGGGCACGGUCAGCAUCAUCUGGAGCUGCUUAGCAACGAUGUUCUUCGUGGUGUGGACAGUGCUGCACAUGGACUAUCGUGAAAGCCCGUCGAAGUUGAUCUGGGGCGCCUCCACGUUCUUCAUGCCAGAGGCCAUGCCAGCCGCGGCAAUACAACAACUGAUCCUCUCGCGGCGGCUGCAACGGCAGCUCCACAAGAUGGGUGGCUGGGACUCGUGGGCACUGGAGCAAUCGUUCCUAGUGAUCAAGAACGGCGUCAAAGACAGGAGCAGCGGGGAGAUCGUGACGGCGGACAGGUUGAUCCAGCUUGCCGCGCGUGAGCAGCACAAGUCCAAGCACGGCGACGGCGAAGGCGACGGGGUGGGCAUCCACAUGGGCAUGUUGCCGCAGAAAGACGACAUGGACAAGAGGAGCAAGAAGGGCUGGUUCGAGAAGACGAUCGCGGGCGGGCAGGCGCUCUGGUUCAGCGCAAACGUGGUAUCGCGGCUGGCAGGCGGGUACCAAGUGACGCUGCUGGAGGACCUGACACUGGCGUACGCGUGCUGCGGGCUCAUGGCCAUGGUGGCCUGGUUCCGCUGCCCGCAGGACAUCCAGGAUCCCUUCGAGGUGGACGUGGCGGGGCUGAGGGCACUGGUUGAAGAAGAGGAAGGCGGCACGAGGAGUCCCCCUGGGCUGCGGGUCGUGGGCAACAGGUGCUUGUCGUGGCUGGUGAUGGUGAGCCUGUCGAUGGUGACGGCGGUGCAUCUUGGGGCGUGGCAGUACCCGUUCCCCACUGCGGCGGAGGCAUGGGUGUGGAGGACCUGCGCGCUGGUGAAGCUGCCCGUUGGCCUUGUGCUGUUGUGCUUUAGACAUCAUAGCAGGAUUGUCUGGCUGGUGUCCAUCUCGGUCUUUGUUGUCGCCCGGGUUGCCUUGUGGGCGGUGGCAUUUGCUGCAUUUCGAAAGAUGCCAGCCUCAGCGUUCGACUCGCCGAGUUGGUGUGACUAUUGGGGGCAUGUUGGGAGGUGAGGGUGUAGUAGUCAGCCGUCUGCAGGCAUGUGACGAUGUGGUGUAUGAG
This is a messenger RNA of Diaporthe batatas, 1182 nucleotides long. RefSeq lists its product as uncharacterized. The record is from RefSeq and is a predicted model, not a curated record. The transcript has a single exon. The coding region runs from base 90 to 1133 and encodes 347 amino acids. NCBI's taxonomy places the organism in Eukaryota, Fungi, Ascomycota, Sordariomycetes, Diaporthales, Diaporthaceae.